Messenger RNA from Trypanosoma rangeli, 987 nucleotides. RefSeq lists its product as uncharacterized. NCBI's taxonomy places the organism in Eukaryota, Euglenozoa, Kinetoplastea, Trypanosomatida, Trypanosomatidae. The transcript has a single exon. The record is from RefSeq and is a predicted model, not a curated record. Bases 1 to 987 code for a protein of 328 amino acids.
AUGGCUGAUCGCAGUGAGUCUCUGGGGAUAUCCCCCAUCCCUGUAGAAAGUAACGAUGAUGAGGAUGACGACGGCUACUCCUCAGGUCAGUUUCGCCUCAUUGCCCGCCGCAUGAGCCGUGCGCUGCUGCGACACCCACAGUUAGCGUUGUUUUCUAGCAACCCACAUGCCAUGUAUGAGGCUCUACAUGAAUUUUUUGCGCAGUGGUCCGCUCGCCAGCAGCGUGCGUCGUCUCUUAGUAUCACAGUGGGACAGGUGACGAAACUGCUGCAGUACGGCGAGUCCACUAUACGAAGAGUGAGUCUGGCAGGUUCUGUGCUCGCGCGGGCGCACACGGCCGCGGAACUUAUUGCUGCCUCCCCUCUCAUCACCAUGGAGGCUCUGAAGCAAGAGCUGCAGGGCCUGGGGGUGCGAGCGGGGAUGUUGCCUCUCGCGGAGAUUGUGGAACUCGCACGCGUGAUUGACGAUGCGCAGGGCCUUGCAACACCUUUUGGUGCACUCAACCUUGUGCACGUCGUGUCCCUUAGCGCGGCCCUGUGUCCGGCGCCGGACAUGGGAACCCUCCUGCUGACGGUGUCCACCAGCCUUCACCACCGCCUGUUGUGUGCCGCUGUUUUCUACGAGUGGGCCUUGAUUGAUGUUUCGAACAGCAACGCUCUGCGGGAGUUGUCACGAAGGGUGGAGGAGGCGCCGUCUGAUGACGCAAUCGGGGACGUCGUGAGAUCCCUACUUAAGGGGAGCUUUGAGGGCCUUGGAAGUCAGUCCACGGAUCCUGCGGUAACUGAUACUCACGCCGAGGUCAUUGCUUCGUCCCCUGACGCUGUUGCGUCAUCCGCCCCCUGCGUUUGCCCCCAACGUAAUGGGGAAACGUCCCCUGCCACACCGCACGACGAUGGCAACGACGCCGGUGAGUCUGACGCGGAGGAAAUCGACGGUGGGGUGACUGACACGGUGGAUGUGGAGUUUUGGCGUCGACUUUGCAAUUGA